AUGGCAUCGGCUUCGUUUCGCGAUUCAAUCAACUCCCUCGGCUGGUCGCGACGUAAUACGGACUUCCCAGUAACCACAACCCCACAGCGUGGUUUCCUGUCAUCUCUUCAAUCCCUCAACCCAUUUCGCGACCGUGGCUAUGUCCAACUUCCAACAACCGAGGGCGCAGGGGCGCCUUUGCCAGCCCCAACCCGCCGCGAAGAGGAGGAAGGGUGGUUUGCCUUAAGUCGAUGGGAUCGGCUGCUGAUAUUCAGUGCCUGUAACCUGGGCGCUCUUGCUUGUUUCGUCAUAUGCUUCGCCCUGUUCCCCGUCAUCUCUCUCGGCAGGCCGCGAAAGCUAGUUGUCCUAUGGACCUUAGGAUCGAUUCUUUUCCUGUCGUCGUUCGCCGCCAUCAUGGGCCCGUUGGCCUACCUACAACAUCUGCUCUCUACCCCGCGGCUACCUUUUACAGCGGCUUACUUUGGAUCGCUCGGACUGACCUUAUACUUUUCCAUCGGUCUUCAAAGCACCCUUCUCACACUGUUUGCCGGGCUCGCCCAGCUAGCUGCCUUGGUAUGGUACCUUGUGAGCUACUUCCCGAUGGGCUCCAGCGGAUUGCGCCUUGUGAGCAGUUUUGGUGCCCGCAGGGCAGCAGCCUGGAUGACGGGGUGAUGAGAGACAGGGGACAUGGGGUAUGGCCGGCUCAGAAAAUGAUGUAUAGUCAACACCGGCUGGUGUGCUCUCUGCAUAUCUUGUCGGGCGAUUUGCUUCUCACAGCC
Thermothelomyces thermophilus ATCC 42464 is the source of this 758-nucleotide messenger RNA. RefSeq lists its product as uncharacterized. Lineage: Eukaryota; Fungi; Ascomycota; Sordariomycetes; Sordariales; Chaetomiaceae. Gene Ontology annotation, cellular component: membrane. The transcript has 4 exons. The record is from RefSeq and is a predicted model, not a curated record. Gene Ontology annotation, biological process: vesicle-mediated transport. The coding region runs from base 1 to 651 and encodes 216 amino acids.